UGCUGGAGCUGCUGGCUGAGUGUCACGUCGGUUUAAUAUUUUUCAGGUAUCACUCAUCAUGACGUUAUUCGGCGGUUACCCAGAAAUCAGCUCUUAAAGACAGGAUUUUUAAAGAUAACUUGUCCAUGUCAUCCUGUGACUCGGCUUGGAUCCUCCCACUAGGGAUAGCCUACGGACUAUUUAUACAGCUCACAGCAUCCUGAGCCUUCUAGAGACACGCUGAUCUGAAAAGCAGAGAAUCUGAAGAUUUUGCACUUGGAGUGCCAGCUCUGAUUCUGGCUGCCGCUAUGCCCCUGCUGGAAGAAAGUUCCCUCCCGAGGGACUGUACUCGGACUGUGCCAGUCGUCAUCAUUGGUAAUGGUCCUUCUGGUAUAUGCUUGUCAUACCUUCUGAGUGGGUAUACUCCUUAUUUGGAUGCAAUGGCUGUGCACCCAAACCCCAUCCUCUUUCAUAAACUACAGGAAGCCAAGCAGCUUCCCAUUACUGAACAGGAUUUGGAAUAUCUCUCUGAGGGUUUAGAGGGGCGUUCAGGGAACCCUGUGGCAGUGCUUUUUGACACACUCCUACAUCCAAAUGCAGAUUUGGGCUUUGAGUACCCCUCAGUACUGCAGUGGAGGCUGGAAAAGAAACACCACAUUCCUCAUCUGGUUUUGGGCAAAGCCACACCUGGUGGUGCCUGGCACGCAAUGGAGGGUUCAAUGCUGACAAUAAGUCUUGGGUUAUGGAUGGAGUUACCAGGAGUCAACUACAGAGAUUUGUCCCCAGGGAAGAGAAGGUAUGUACUAAGGAUGACAACAGCAAAUAUGAUGAAGAUAGCUUCCAUUAGCAUGUUUCAAAUGUCUUUACACAAAGGAUAUCCAGAAGAUUUAUGGGUUUUUCUCAAACACAAAAGAAUAUCGUCCAAUUUUUACAAGCAUGUCAGAAGUUCUCAGAUUGAUUGUGUGUGGGAUUUUUACAGGGGGGUGUCCAAUGAUCGAGCCACUCCAGAGGAGAUAUCUUCCUACUACAAAAACUAUGUCAAGCUCAUGGGCCUGCAGAAGAACUUUGUGGACAAUACCUACGUAACCUCUGUACACAAACUCCACCGCAGUCAUGAAAAUAGUCUUGGGAAUGAAAAAGGCACUGUAAAUGGUCAGAUGAAUGGUGUCAAAAAUGGGUUUGAUUACUGCAAUAUGAACGGGACUGAGAACGGUCAGAAUGGAGUGCUGAAUGGGUUUAGUAAUGAGUCCCAAAAUGUAAUGGAGAAUAACAGUAGAAGGGGUGAGAUUGGGGAAGAUGAGGAUGAAGAUAAAAGAGGUAAAGGAGGAGUGAGAGAGAGUAUUUGGGUUUCCCAAGAACUUUCACAGGGACUCUGGGAGGUCAGGGGCUACCAACAGCUCCAUGGUGACACUCACAUCCCAUUUAGCCUAUUUGCAGAGAAUGUUGUCUUAGCAACAGGGGCAUCUGACUCACCAGUUCGAUUGGGAGUAGAAGGGGAAGAUCUCCCCUAUGUGUUUCACAAUGUUCAUGACCUUGGUGUUGCUGUUAGCUGCCACGGCAACCUGGGCCCUACUUCUGACCCCGUGCUGAUAGUGGGGGCAGGGCUUAGCGCAGCCGAUGCAGUGCUGUGCGCUCUGAACCAAAGGGUUUCUGUGUUGCAUGCAUUCCGUAAGCGUGUCGAUGACCCAGAUCUCAUCUUCAAACAGUUGCCAAAGACACUUUACCCAGAAUAUCACAGGGUCUAUCACAUGAUGUGCUCCCAUGCUUACCCAGCUUCACCUGUUGCUAAUCCUACAGCCUCUAGUCCAUCUCUGUUUGCAGACUACACCAGCUUCCCUGAGCACUGUGUGCUCUCUUUCCAGCCUGACAUGCACUGUAUGAUAAGGGGAUUCAACGGUGUUCUAAGGGCCUUAAAAGUCUCUAUGGUGCUUGUUCUGAUCGGGACCUAUCCCAACCUAUUUUUCGUGAAGGAACAAGGGCAGUACCUCGGCUUGGAUCCCAGUAGGCCAAUCUCCUGCAGACAAAAUCCCAUCGACAUAAAUCCUUACACCUUUGAGUGCAAUGCUGAGCCUGGGCUCUUCGCCAUGGGUCCCCUUGUUGGUGAUAAUUUUGUACGUUUCUUGAAAGGUGGUGCUCUUGGUAUUGCUAGCUGUCUGCUCAGGAGACUGAAACAGAGGAUGAAGAAGAACAGGAAAUUGAUUGCCGAGGAUGGAGGGUGUGGAGGACGAGGAAGAGUAGGCAGUGGGGGAGGAGGAUUUGUCUAAGGGCACUAGAGGUUUUUCAUGACUGGAGGAGCCUUGGGAAUUUUUUUUUUUUUGUCUGUAUGAAUACAUUUAUUCAACUGUGAAUACAAUGUUCAACUUUCAUACCACAUUCAAAUACAAAAAUGAACAGAUGCUAGAAGACAGAAUUUCUUCCCAACGGUGUCUUAGGCUGUCUUACAAAAAAGGCAUUCACAGGUCAGGAACAAUGUGCCAAUAUUUAAGUCUUAAUUUUUGGUGUAAAUGGAGUAUUCUAUACCUCUUAUUGUUGCAUAUAUUGUCAGUUGCCUUGGUGUAACUUAGUUAUCCGUUCUUGCAGAAAUUACAUAACAGACAGCGAAUAUCACAUUCUUGAUUACAGUGCCUAAGUCUAGGAGGCUCAAGGCUUAGCUUUUUUCGCUUGCCAUUACGUCUUGUUCAUGUUCGGGUGUUCUAGCUCUUCAAACUCUAUGUGUUUCACCACAAGCCCUGAUGGAGCCGUCUGACGUAUGGGCAGUACGACUGCUUUAUGAUACUUUUUAGUACAGCCAACUCCAGGCACAUGUGCAGAUGAUGUGCACAGACGUGUACAAGGAAACAGAAACUGGGCUGUGCGGACUGUACUGAUUUUGUACGAAAUUUAUGUAAUGCGCAUUAUGUGCGAGACGCAGUGGCACGCAAAAAUCUUAAGUGUAUACUUACAUAGCCUUCACAAUGAGCUAUAAGAGAAAGCAAUAUCUAAACGAGCAGAUACAUUUCAAAGUACCAGUUCUUGCAAAUUAAGACUGCACAGAAGUUUUAAUGUGAAAUGCUGAUGAACGCACAAUUAAUACGCACAAAGGUAAUCAUUAUUGCAAAUGGUCUUAACCCAAAUCUCUUAAUUGUCCUCAUUAAAUUAUGUCCAAUUGGAUUUGUAUUGUAAUUUAGAAUAACACUAAAUACAAGAAACAACCCUUUACACAGAGCUUCACAAGCAACCAAGUAUGCCAAGCGGGCUCCUAAGACAACUCUAAACUGUAGACUAUGUGUGAUAAUGUAGAAGGGCUGAUGCCAUGAGAUACUACAGCAAUAGAGCCAUGAUCUGGACUUGACAAGGCAUGUCUUUAGAGGGAUUACUGCAAAAGAUGAGAAGGGACAAAAGGGGAGGUCACAUUUUAAGAGCUGGACUAUGGAUCUUAGUAUAAUAUUCCAUCAAACAAGAUUCAAACCUACCUUGUUCUUUCAGUAACCCAAGACAAAUGUGCAAAAGUGCCAAACCACAGAAAGAAUUCAGUCCUUCUUAGUGACUGUGUUGUUUUUACGUUUAGGCAAUUUCUAAACUAGAUCAUGCAGAAAUCUGAAUGUGUUCAGUUGAAUUUAUAACCUUGUUCUGGAGCACAGAAUUCUGUAUAAUCUAGCAGGCUUUGGAGAUAUCACUCUCCAAGAUAAGACGUUCUUGCAAAGAGUCCUACUAACAGCAUCAAACAGUGACUCUCAUUAUUUGAAACAACUCUGUUGUGCCAAACAAAUGUAAGGAACAUUUACAUUUUUUACAUCAGUCAUUCAUCUUGUCAAUUUAGACAGCUGCUUAAGUUGUAAUUCUUUUUUGGUGUAGUGUCACUUGAGAAGACUAAACCUGAU
Messenger RNA from Xyrauchen texanus (razorback sucker), 3839 nucleotides. Its product is annotated as oxidative stress-induced growth inhibitor 2-like. The transcript has 5 exons. Lineage: Eukaryota; Metazoa; Chordata; Actinopteri; Cypriniformes; Catostomidae. The record is from RefSeq and is a predicted model, not a curated record. Bases 288 to 2243 code for a protein of 651 amino acids.